Molecule: messenger RNA, 642 nt
Organism: Drosophila subpulchrella
Lineage: Eukaryota; Metazoa; Arthropoda; Insecta; Diptera; Drosophilidae
Product: glutathione peroxidase homolog BsaA
Exons: 2
Coding region: 12-602 (196 amino acids)
Biological process (GO): response to oxidative stress
Molecular function (GO): glutathione peroxidase activity
Source: RefSeq, a predicted model, not a curated record
UGUGGUUCGCGAUGUUAAGUAAAGAGAUUGCUCUCCACGGCCUCAUGGCCGCAGUGGCCCUCGUGACAGUUCUACAUACUCGAAACAGACUGCAGCGGGACUUGGAGGACAUGCGAUGGCGUCUAACGAUCCACGCUCUCACGGUGCGAGAUACCUACGGGAGUCCAGUGCCACUCCAAAGGUUUGCCGGUCAGGUGAUGCUCAUCGUGAACAUUGCAUCCAAAUGUGGACUCACCUCCUCUCAGUACGAUGGCCUGCGACAACUAAUCGAGGAGUACGAGGACCGCGGCUUGAGCAUCCUGAACUUCCCGUGCAACCAAUUCGGCGGUCAGAUGCCCGAGUCCGAUGGCCAGGAGAUACUGGACCACCUCCGCAAGGAGGGAGCCAAUAUUGGACACCUGUUUGCCAAGAUAGAGGUGAAGGGGGUCCAAGCGGAUCCGCUCUACAAGCUCCUAACUCGCCACCAGCACGAUAUCGAGUGGAAUUUCGUGAAGUUUCUGGUGGAUCGCAGGGGGAAUAUCCACAAGAGAUAUGGCGCUGAGCUGGAGCCCGUUGCCCUGGCCGGUGACAUAGAGCUGCUGCUCGCAGAUGGGUCCGAAUAAAUAACGCAACAUGCGCGUUCCUGCUCACUGGCCUUCAUAA